This is a messenger RNA of Triplophysa dalaica, 2385 nucleotides long. It is a transcript of the gene syngr1a, whose product is annotated as synaptogyrin 1a. NCBI's taxonomy places the organism in Eukaryota, Metazoa, Chordata, Actinopteri, Cypriniformes, Nemacheilidae. Gene Ontology annotation, cellular component: synaptic vesicle membrane; neuromuscular junction. Bases 259 to 930 code for a protein of 223 amino acids. The record is from RefSeq and is a predicted model, not a curated record. The transcript is spliced from 4 exons.
CUUGACAGCAUAAUGCGCGCUCUCGUGUUCCCCGGAUGCGUGUUUACUCAGUCUCCUCUCUCUCCACCCUUGAAACGAGAGAGAAGUACGGAGUGUAAGGGACAUCGUUUCAGAAGAAAUCCUUCACGAAAGAUCGAGAACUUACAACACACGGGUGCGAAGCACGAGUAGCAUUUUUAUGCGCGAAGGAAGUCCCACCAAGGUUAAUUAUCUCUGGAAAAACAACUUCAGACACGGAGAAAUCACGAACCUGUGAGGAUGGAGCAGGCAUACGGGGCAGGCAAGGCUGGCGGAACCUUCGACCCGCUUACCUUCUUUCAGCAGCCGCAGACUAUUCUUCGUUUAGUGUCAUGGAUCUUUUCCAUUGUCAUUUUUGGAUGUAUUGCCAAUGAGGGCUACACAAACCAUCCAGAGGUAGAGCAGGAGUUCUGCAUCUUCAACAGGAACCAGAACGCCUGCAACUAUGGAGUGGGGAUGGGUGCACUGGCUUUUCUCUGUUGCGCUGCUUUUCUGGCUCUUGAUGUGUACUUUCCACAGAUAAGCAGCGUCAAGGAUCGUAAGAAAGCUGUGCUGGCUGAUAUCGGUGCUUCAGCAUUCUGGUCUUUCAUGUGGUUUGUGGGAUUCUGUUUCCUUGCCAAUCAGUGGCAGGUGGCCAAACCAGAAGAUAACCCCCUGAAUGAGGGCGGAGACGCAGCCAGAGCCGCCAUAACCUUCUCCUUCUUCUCCAUUUUCACUUGGGCCGGUCAGGCUUUCUUAGGAUAUCAGAGGUACACGCUAGGUUCAAGCUCAUCACUCUUCUCUCAGGACUAUACCGAUCCAAGCCAGGAUCCAGCAGCAGCGCCCUCUACAGACCCUGAAUACACUGGAUACAACGCUGACGUGGAGGCCAGUUAUGACGGCACUGGUGGUGGGUACCAGAGCCAAAACUAAGGAUGUACGCAACAGUCUUAACAAGCUAGGCUGGUAGGGUUACAAGGGGAAACUGGAACAUUUGGGGUGACAAGGAUGAACAUGAACAUUGGGACUCAUUUUUGGUAAUUGGGUGGAUGAUGGGGACCAAAGCUGAUGUGAACUUUAAGUGGUUGAGGGAAUGAGAAAACCAGGGUUUUGGUUGGUGCUAAUAGCCCCCUUUAUACUGAGUUUGGUGUAGAUAUUGCUAUUUUUGUCUCUUGGCUUGAUGUCCCAAAAAGCUAAAAUGUUUGCCCAUAGCAUUAGGGGUUAAGACAUUAGGAACAACUAUUUAUUGGUUAAUAGAUAAAGUAUAUAGAAAAUUUAACUGAUUCGUUAGUUUCACAAACUUUCCAAAUUUGGAAAUCAACGACCUCCCUUUCCAGUGUGGUCAAAGACACUAUCUAGCUUGGUACUAAUGAUACCUGUAACAAAACACAACCAAACUAAAUGCUUUCUAAGACCACAGUGUCUUUUUGUUGGUAAACGUUUAUUUCUUUAACUCUUGACCUCUAAUGGAACAGAUCGGUCUACUCCAUGAAUAGCUCUUUGCUGCCAUAUUGUCAUAGACCAAGAUAUUUUUAUUUUUCUGAUCAGAUUGAAAAAAAAUCUGUGUACAAUAUUACAUGUUAUAUGGUCUGUAAUCCAAAAUAUUAUUUUAUACUAAGCGAAAGUAAAAAAGUGACUCGUAGCCUAGCGAAGGUGAAUGUGGAGUGAGUUUAUAACAUAUUUAAUUUAGUGCUAAUGACAACAUGACUCCAUCUACUAUUCUUACUCCACAUUGAAGCCUAAAAUGGAUGUUUUUGCGUGGAAGAACAGACAUACUUAUCAUUUACAUCUAUGAAUCGUCAAGUUAUUAUAAUUAUCUAUAACUUUAUCAUUAUGAAUGUUAAAAGGUUCCCCUGUUGUAAGUUUUUCAUAAUUGUCUUGAGAGAAUAUAAAUGCUGUUUUGAACAUGACUCUUAAAUUAGCAGGGUUUUACUUUACAAAUAAAUCCACUGGGUGUUUUUAAGUUACAGUAAAUGUAUCUGAAUAUAUGAAACCAGCAUAUUUGUAUUUACAAAGAUGUAGUAUCAUCAAGUACAUAAACAUUUAUUACCAAAAUAAUUCUCAGAAAAGACCGAAGUUAACAAAAAUAAUAAUUUAUAUUGCAUUGUAUAUUAUUAUAAAGUGUAGAAGUUGAUCAUUUUUCUCUUUAGAAAGUAAUAUUGUUUUCUGAAUCAGGAAACCUUUUUAUCUCUUGUUGAAAGGAAAGCUGUAAUACAAUCGGCAUAUUAUAUAGAUGAUGUGUUGUAUACUGUACAUGUGCAAUUGUGGAGCUGGAGUUAUAUGUGAAUUAACUGAAUCAGGUUAUAAGUGUGUGUGUGUUUUGUCUUAUAUGUUGCUUGUUUAAGAUGUCUGAUAAAACUUAUAAUAAAAACAUUGACUGGUAGCUUA